This is a messenger RNA of Oryzias melastigma (Indian medaka), 1728 nucleotides long. It is a transcript of the gene fbxo25, whose product is annotated as F-box protein 25. The transcript is spliced from 11 exons. NCBI's taxonomy places the organism in Eukaryota, Metazoa, Chordata, Actinopteri, Beloniformes, Adrianichthyidae. Gene Ontology annotation, cellular component: SCF ubiquitin ligase complex; cytoplasm; nucleus. Gene Ontology annotation, molecular function: protein binding. Bases 177 to 1274 code for a protein of 365 amino acids. Gene Ontology annotation, biological process: protein ubiquitination. The record is from RefSeq and is a predicted model, not a curated record.
AAGGCGGGUGUUCUGGGCGUCGUGGCUCCGCCCCCUUGCAUUUACUUCCGUCAAUAUUUCCAGCGCAGGCAGGCAGAGGAGAGAAAACAGAGACAGACUGCAACAAAGGAGUCGAUUGACUUCAAAGGAGUCUGGAGGGGGAUCUGCCCUCUCUGCCCAGUCCCUCCCCAGCUAAAAUGCCUUUCCUGGGCCAAGACUGGAGGUCUCCGGGUUGGAGUUGGACAAAGACGGAGCACGGCUGGAAAAGGAUGGUGUACUUUGGACAUGAACUAGAGGACAACAACAGAGAGAUAAGCCUAACAGAGCUCUGCGGCGACAACAACGAUCAUUUGUUUGUGGGAGAAGUGUGCGAGUUCAACUCCGCCAAGAGGAAAAAGGACUUCUACAACAACAACACCAAAUCCCAGUUUGUUUUCCGUGAUAAAUGGAUCUACGUGCAGAAAGGGAGCACCAAAGAGCGCCAUGGAUACUGCACACUCGGUGAGGCGCUCAACCGUCUCGACUUCUCCAGCGCCAUCCAGGACUUGAGGAGAUUCAACUACGUGGCAAAACUUUUCCAGUUAAUAGCCAGAUCCCAGCUGCCAUCUUUGAGCGGAGCUGCCCAGAAAAACUAUUUUAACAUUCUGGAGAAGAUUGUGCGAAAGGUGCUGGAAGAUCACUACAAUCCACGCCUCGUCAAGGAGCUCCUGCAGGACCUAAACUCCACUCUGCACAGUCUGACCAUCCAUGUUGGCAGAUGCGUCCUCGUCGGCAACGUCAAUAUCUGGGGUUGCCGCCUGGAGACCAUCGUCAAAUGGCAGCAGGAGCUCAACAACCUAGAGAUCCCCAAGCAAAUCUACAACGGGAUGUCAUUUAGCGACUUGCCUUUACACAUGCACGACAAGAUCCUCUACAACCUAUCCGAUGCCUUUGACAUCAUAAAUUUGGGACAAGCCACGCCCACCCUGCAAGCCCUCAGCGAGAACAGGACUCUGUGGAAAAAACUCUGCCACUUCCACUUUUCUGAUAAACCGUUUUGUCGGAGUUUGGCCGUAAACAAGAGCGACAACGUGGACUGGAAGUUGAUGUAUUUCAGUUUGCUGAAGCACUACCCCAUGAAGGAGCAGUACGGCGACACGCUGCACUUCUGCAAACACUGUAGCAUCCUGUUUUGGAAGGAUCGCAGUGUGGCUUUGUUAUUCAAGGACUUCGACCAUCCGUGUACCGCCAGCGAUCCGGACAGCUGUCUGAUGCCCGUCUCUCCGCAGCACUUUAUCGACCUCUUUAUGUUCUAAACUCCAUUUAUUUCAUGUCUAACCUCUUCAACCCAAAUCCAAAGGGCUCUCGUUUGUCUUGUUUUUUUAGCCCCAUAAAUCCAUUGCGAAGAGCGCAUGAGGUUUGUGUUGUUCAGAGAAUUCGCCCUGGGAGAAUAAACUAUGUAAAUAAUUUAUAUGUGAAAGAAAACAUGUUGUGAGUAAAUAUGUGCAAUAAGACUUAUUUAUAAGAAGGCCAAAAAAAGUAACUAUUUGAUUAUAAAUGACUUUCUGAUGAGUGUAUUUCCAAAGCAGAUCCUGUCUUAGUGUCCCCACUGAGUAAGAAUGAAAAAAAUAAACAUUUUUCUACUUUUGUCCGAAGUGAAAAACAUUAUUUAAGAUGUUUUUUUUCCAAUUUUUUAUAUUAUUCCUUUAGCAUUCCAGCAGUUUUCAUGGUACUAUCUCGACUUACAAUAAAACCUUUUUGAAAUUCUGA